AUGACACCAAAUAAGGCCUCGCGAUUGCCCGGAAGUUUCUCUCCAAUAGUGCAACCACCGUUAGAUUCACGAUCAAACUUUUAUCAGAUUGAGACCUCGAAUCCAGAUGACUCUGCAGGACAAAAAAAUCAGAUCCCACAACUGAGCCCUAAAACAUCAUUAAGUAGCACUCCAGCUGCUUCUGUUCAAGUGCAUGGCCCCCGUCCUCUCUAUACACUCUCUCAAGGAAAUAGCAGCUCUAGUAGCCUCCAGAACUAUAAUUUUUCGCGCCCAUCAUCUCACAGCGGCACUACUCGUCCGGAGCCUGCAUCUCGCCACAUACCCACUGUGGUAGGAACCACAUCCAAAUCUUCCAAUGGAGAGUUCGCUCGAAAUGGUAGAUUACACUCUUCUACACAAGGAAGUUUCGAGGCCUACCUUCCCACCGCGGCGAAUGGAAAUCUAAGUAGUAUGGUAAAUUCUAAUACUGGGCUUACCGCGAGUCAAAUAGCGGCUCAAGCUGCCAUGCAACAUCAAACACACAUGCGGCAGCGCUCUCAAACAGCACCUACACCUCAAAUUGAUAACGCAAAUCGUCGACCAUCGAUUCGGGGGCCAUCUAACCCACCAAUGCUAAGCCUCACUGAGGCAUCAGGACCUUGCGAGAGUGGGCUUGAGGGUCAAAUAUUUAAAGAUAAUCUUGGGGAAACCACUGGAAAUGUUGCUCAAACAGCCGCUAAUGUAGUAUUUUCGAAACCAUCUAUUUCGUCACCCAGCCACUUGCCCAGUGAAUAUCUAGCGGAGAGAGAGAGGGAAAAAGAAAAACCUGCGAAGAGUGAAAAGAGCAAGGUAAAACUUUUCUCGAGACCUGGAAAAGGAACAAACUCAAAAGAAAAAGAAAAAGAGACUAAAGUUGGAGCGUUACCGAGUCCAAAUAAAAUGGCCUUCACUUCUUUACAGCGAGGAAACUUUAGUAAUAUCUCUAUCAAUGACAACCAAUCUUCUUCUUCAUCUAUAUAUUCCCUGGCAAAUUCAUCCCUGGCCACAAUUCGACCACUAGAAGUAGAAGAGAAAAAGAUGGAAAAAGAAAAAGAUAAGCCCAAGCAUCAUUUUCUUAGUAGACAAAAACAUAAACUUACCUCGAAAGAUGACCAUAAUUUGCCACUAAGUUCUGCUGCGUCCAAUUCUAAGCCUGUUGACCCUAACGCUCCAACCAGCCUUUAUAAUUUUAAUCUGCCCCUCAGCCCUUCUGCUAGCACUACAUCCUUCGCAAAAAGCAUGUCUGGUCUUGAUCUCCGUCAUGGUGGUCGGGCUCUCCGUGAAAAGAAAAAAGAUAAGGAAGAAAAGUUUGAGAGCUCGCUAAGAGAAGCUGAAGGUUUUCACCAAGCAAAUCAAGGCGAAUGGCCCGGGCCUUCAAGCCUAGGAUCUGGCGGCGGUGCCACAUCUUUUCUUGCAGCCAGCAGUAUCAAUUACGCCUCCUCAAUCUGCGGUUAUGAUGCAUCAGCCGAGAUAGUCAAGAAUGGACUUGAUAGAUUAGGAGCUGAAGACGCGUGGCCAUUCUUAAGGACAAAGUUAUUGGCCGUCUUUGAAGGUGAGGAUAUAAGGUUGCCGGUAGAGGAUUUUAAUCGAAUUUUGAUGCUGCACAUACAAUCAACGCAUCGUAAACGAUGCUCAACAAAGGUUUUGAUUGAUGAGCUACAGGAUCUUUCACAUAGCGGAUUUUCGUUGCUAGAACAAAAUCUACGCCGUACGCCUGAAGAACGUCUCAUUUCUCAGCUUGUAGAUGUGUGGCUUUUUACAUUUACAGUCGUCCUUCCCUUCAUGCAAGCUGUUUUUCUGCCGCUUGACCUUGAGCUUUCCAAUAACCCAACUAUCAGCCAUGAAGAUAGUAGCGAUCAGGGACUCGAUAACGUCCGAAGUGUAGUUUUGCGCUCCUUCCGGGACACUAUUAUUCUUUCCCGCUUUGAGACAUUAAAAAACCUCUUUUCAAGAUUAAGUUUAGAGAAUAUCUCGUGUAGCACUUCUGAACAAAAUAAUCCUUCAGGUUCUGCAGAAUUCCCUAUCCGUCGACCUAGCACGGCAAUAUCACUAGAGCCAAGUAGUGCUAGCUACAGCUCUCAGGCUACGACACUACUCGAUUCCAUGCUGCAGACGGGGCGAAACCGUGCAUUGAGUAAUGUUAGUACCCAUCUCAGUGCCGAAUUACCAGGCUUAAACAACUACAGUGGCUUUCGUGCCCGAGAGCGUGAGCGUGAUAAUGACCGCACAGUUGAGGACAGUGGGCGUCUACUUACCGAAACAGUCGGUCGCAUGUUGCAAUGUGUUGGUGUAUUAAAUUCAGUAUACGGAGGCAACAACAUGAGUAAUGAUUCUGCGGAAAUCGAAGCUAAAAUGGGAGAGUUAGUCAGGUGCUUCAAACUAAAUUGGCUAGGUCGAGGACGCACGGGACGUAAUCGCAAGGGACUCGUAGGUGCAAAAGCAAGAGCUCCUGUACUAGGUUUAGCUGCAGCAAUUGAGGCAUAA
Messenger RNA from Blumeria graminis f. sp. triticale, 2502 nucleotides. The record is from the annotation of a GenBank genome assembly. Lineage: Eukaryota; Fungi; Ascomycota; Leotiomycetes; Helotiales; Erysiphaceae.